AUGAAGAAACGUCAAAGACAAAAUAAAGCUGCUUUCAGAGACAAGUCUGUAGGCAAAGAGACGGAACCCAGGAAAACCUAUAGCCUCCGGAAACGAAAGUAUGAAUGUGGAAAAGAUGUUAAUUCGACAGAAGUCCAAAACGCCAAACGGAGACGGGUCCAGACAGACCAUAGUGAUCAAAGAACUGAAAUAAAGGUCACGUCAUCAGCUGGAAAACGUAAACGUCAUCCUAAAGAUGUAGGUCAAGGAAAGGAUCAAGAGGCACUGCUUCAGGAUGUCAGUGCAAAGGAGUCAUUGAAAAGAAAACGCGGGAAAAAAUCGAAAGAAUGUGUCCGUUCUGAUGUAGGAUUUAAAACGAAGAUUGCUAAGCGAGUGCUUCGGUCUUCAAUUUACCACACCAAAGAAGAGAAAGGAAAUGUAAACAAGCAGUCUUAUUCUAAACAGAGGUUAGGAUUAAAGAAAACCGGGGAUAAAAAGAGAGACGUUCAACGUAGAAAUCUGUCUGAAAAAUUUAAAACCCAAAGUACGCAGAAAAAGACCACGAAAUCAAUAGUAAGAGGUUCGGCCCAUAAUAGAAAACCAAUUUCAAAGAAGGAAGAACAAUCAAGAUCAAAAAGUCGCCUGAAUUCUAAAGCUGAAAGCUUUAAAAAGUCAAAAGCAAAGACGAUCAAUCAAACUUUGCCGAAAAAUAAACGUAUCAGAAAGUACGUUCAGAAAGUACAAAAUACUGUAUCAGAUGCAAAAUCUUUUUCCAACUUGUUUUUAAAUAAAAUUACGGUAAAAAAGCACCAUACAUUAGAUCAAAUGGAAGCCAACAUACAUGGAAUCAGUGUAUCUGAAGACAAUCUAGUAUGGGUGAACCAUUUGAAAAAUACUGUACAGCUUCGAAGUACAACAGGUGAGGUGAUCAGAACUUUUGAAUUAGACUUCAAACCCGUAUUCAAUUGUUGCACACCCUCUGGUGAUAUUCUUGUAACAGAGGGAUAUGGUGUCAAUGCCAAACCUACUAUAAGUUUUAUAUCAAGAGAAGGAGAUGUCAAAGCUCUUGCUGAUCUUUCUUCGUACGCUUCACAUCUUUGUGGAAUUUUGUGUCAAGAUGAGAGAAUAUACGUUGUUGCUGCAAAAGAUAACAAUUAUUUUAUUAUCAAACUUAAUAUGAAUGGAGAAGUUGAAUGCGUUUAUCACACACAACAGCCGUCAGGAAAUAUAAAUCAGAUUAUUUCUCUAAAUGGUCAAAUAGUUGCCAUUCGCAUAAACUCUGACGGUUUUAUGCCUUUGGAAGCUGAUCACAUUUCAUCAAGAAAGAUGAACAAAGCAAACAUAACCUUAUACUCUGCGAGUGCCUCAGUGGACAGAUUUGGGAACGUUAUCAUGGCAUCAAACGCUUCCCUCUUCAUCAUAAAUUCAAAUUUGGAUUACAUGCAUGAAAUAGCUACUGGUACAUCUGAAGAUAUUAUUUCAACAGCUGUUGAUAAACAAAAUCAAUUGUGGUUCGGUACCAGAUCUGGAAAGCUCUAUUCUACAAAAUACCUUAAAUAACUAAUUCCACUGAGUUAAUGUUUUAAAGGACAAACAUUAUUGGAAAGGAAGUUGAAUUAAAGAGUUUGACGUACAACAAGGAAAACUGG
Messenger RNA from Saccostrea cuccullata (small rock oyster), 1628 nucleotides. RefSeq lists its product as uncharacterized. Lineage: Eukaryota; Metazoa; Mollusca; Bivalvia; Ostreida; Ostreidae. The coding region runs from base 1 to 1539 and encodes 512 amino acids. The transcript has 2 exons. The record is from RefSeq and is a predicted model, not a curated record. Gene Ontology annotation, molecular function: protein binding.